AAUGUUUGAAGAGAAAAUACCUAAAAAUCAUGGGCACCUUAACAUUAGAACAGUACGAGGAUGUGAAGAUAGACGUUCCCUGGGGCUAUAUCUCCGGUCGUUGGUAUGGGAAUAGAGCAGAGAGACCGAUCCUAGCUAUUCACGGCUGGGUGGACAACUUGGGCACCUUCGAUCCCCUGAUUCCGCUGCUCCCCGACUACCUAGGGAUACUCUGCAUCGAUCUUCCCGGCCAUGGGAGAUCAUCGCACUAUCCAUCGGGAGUGCGUUAUAGCUCCGAGGAAUACAUUCACGUGAUUCCACGGAUUAUGAGGAGGUACGGCUGGCAGAAAGUCUCCCUGAUGGGCCACUCAUUGGGCGGAUUCCUCGGCUUUUGUUACACCUCUCUCGCUCCGGAAACGGUGGACAUGGUGAUCUGCCUGGACUUGUUGCUGCCGCCUUUCCUGAAACCCAAUGAUACCAUCAAGUGGAUCAGGCUCAGCCAGGAGAAGCACCUCGAGCUGGAUGAGCAAAUUGGUCAAGAGAAACCAGUGCGUUCCAAGAAAGACCUUGUUAAGUUGAUUGAAAAGGAGUCCUUUAAAUCUAUAUCGCCAUCUGUGGCCCAUCACCUGCUGCAUCGCGUUGCUCAACAUUCGGAAACUCAUCCAGAUAAGUUUAUAUCCACCAGAGAUGAUCGGGUCAAGUACUUCACCAAACUCUACCUUUCGAGCAAAGAGCUGGCGGCAAAAAUGGCAGAAAGGCUUAAUCCAAAGCCAUUUCUCAUUUUAAAGGGCAGCAAGUCAGAAUCUAUAGGUCCGCACAUGUCCGAGGUUAUUUCCCUUAUGGGACGCAACAAUCCGGAUUUUCAGUUUCACGAAGUUGAGGGCACACACCACUUCCACCUACUAGCAGCCAAGGAGUGUGCGAGGUAUGUGGUACCCUUUAUAAGGCGAUAUCAUACUCCUGGUAAAGACCCCGUGAGUGUGAGAUCUACUGAAAGGAGCAAACUGUGAA
Messenger RNA from Drosophila biarmipes, 990 nucleotides. RefSeq names its product serine hydrolase-like protein. The coding region runs from base 30 to 989 and encodes 319 amino acids. Lineage: Eukaryota; Metazoa; Arthropoda; Insecta; Diptera; Drosophilidae. The transcript is spliced from 2 exons. The record is from RefSeq and is a predicted model, not a curated record.